AUGUUUGUACUUUAUCGUACAAUAUGUACAUCUUCUACUCAACCUGUUAUUCGUUCUCUACUAUUAUCUACUAUUCGCUCGUCACCAUUAACUACUUCUAAACAUUUUCCAUUAUCCAUUUGUUCUUCAACGACAUGUUAUUCCACGUUAUCAUUAUUGAACAAAAAUUUAUUAUUUAAAUGUCAUAAACUACGUUAUUCUCCAUAUUAUGCACUUGUAAAUACUUUAAAAACAUUUAAAAAUCAAUCAUCAGCUGUUAAAUUUCAACGACGACAGUUGCAUCCAAAUAAUCCCAUUCAUCCUCCAAAUUAUGUACCACCAUCACCAUCAACACCAUUACCACUAACAACACCGUUAGUAAAAUCUCAAUCGAGUAUAUUUCAACGAUUUCGUCAAGCCUAUGUUCAAUAUGGAAAAGUUUUAAUUGCUAUUCAUUUUGUUACAUCAUGGAUGUGGAUUUCAGGAUUAAUUUUUAUUCAUUUCAAUGGUUUAGAUUUAGGAAUGUGGAUGAUGAAUGGUCUAGUGUAUUUACAUGUGAUUAGCGAUGAACGUCGUACAAAAUUUAUUCAGAAAAUGGACGAUUUUCAAAUUAUGUCAAUUAUUAAAAAAUUACCUCUACUUACUGAAAAACAAGUUGAAUAUUUUAAUAAUUACUUUACUGGUGAACGUGUACGAUUAUUAGCCACUGCCAUUUUACUUUAUAAAUUUAUUAUGCCUCUUCGUUAUGCAGCUUCAUUAGGUUUAACAGCAUUUUUAUCUAAAACAUUAUUGAAACGUGGCAUUUUGAAAAAACCACCACAAGGUGACACACUCAAAGAAUUAUAUCAUGAUCAAAAAGAAUUAAUUGGACGUAAUGUUAGACGAGCAAGAGAAAAUAUUAAAAGUAAAAUUAAAAAACGGACGAGAAGAGGAAAAAUAAUUCAUUAG
Molecule: messenger RNA, 927 nt
Organism: Didymodactylos carnosus
Lineage: Eukaryota; Metazoa; Rotifera; Eurotatoria; Philodinida; Philodinidae
Source: the annotation of a GenBank genome assembly